Magnolia sinica is the source of this 2088-nucleotide messenger RNA. Its product is annotated as receptor-like cytosolic serine/threonine-protein kinase RBK2. Gene Ontology annotation, molecular function: protein kinase activity; ATP binding. The transcript is spliced from 9 exons. Gene Ontology annotation, biological process: protein phosphorylation. Lineage: Eukaryota; Viridiplantae; Streptophyta; Magnoliopsida; Magnoliales; Magnoliaceae. The record is from RefSeq and is a predicted model, not a curated record. Bases 161 to 1645 code for a protein of 494 amino acids.
AGAGAGAGAGAGAGAGAGACGCGGUUUUCGAGCAGCGAAAUCCGCCCAACUUCCCGAUUUCCAUAAAAAUCUGACUACUUUUUCGAUCUCCUUUCGUUCAUCUCUGCUUCUUCUUCUCCCUUCUUCUCGCUUCUCUGCCUUAUUUUUCAUUUCAAAGUUCAUGGCACAAAGAAAAGAGCAUUCCGAUUCGGCUUCGCGUCAAACCGCUACCAAUUCUUACCAGGUUGCCGGAAAAACUGCAGCAAACGGCAUGGUUUUUCAGGUCGACCGUAAAGAUCCUGUCAUUCUUCUUUCCGUCUCUGCUUCUGUUCAAGAUUUAAGAUCUUUGGAUAUGGAGAAGGAGACGAAAGAAAUCGUUCGUGAAUCUCCAAGAGGGAUUCUUGAGGAUUGCAUGAGGAGCUUAGAAACCGAAUCGGAAACCUCUAUGGCCAGCACGUCGUCGUACUCGGAAGCUCCGGGGAAUGCAUGCAUUGCAUCUUACUGGGGAGGAUUCUUUAACUUCUGGAAAAAGCGGUCUCUGAAACGGCUAUCUACCUUCCCUCCAUUGGGAGUUCCAAAGCUCUCGAAGAGAUACACCCGAAGCGCUCGAGAGAAUCCGACAUCGAUACCGCUCAUUGAUGAGGCCAACCUCUGCUGCUUCAAACCAUCUUGGAGGAAUUUUAGCCUCACUGAGAUUAGUGCCGCAACGAGCAAUUUCAGCUCUGAAAAUAUAAUUGGAAAGGGAGGCUACGCCGAAGUCUACAAGGGAUGCCUUCAGGAUGGGCAGCUCGUGGCGAUUAAGCGGCUGACUAGAGGAACAGCGGAAAAGAGGAUCGCCGAUUUUCUGUCAGAGAUUGGGAUUAUAGUUCAUAUCAAUCAUCCUAAUGCUGCUAAGUUGAUUGGAUUUUGCGUUGAAGGGGGAAUGCACCUUGUUCUUCAGUUGUCCCCACAUGGGAUCUUAGCAUCUCGACUUCAUGACUCGAAUGAGAAACUAGAUUGGAGUAUACGAUAUAAGGUUGCAUUAGGGACUGCUGAGGGACUUAAUUAUCUUCAUGUGGGUUGCCAAAGACGGAUAAUUCAUAGAGAUAUUAAGGCUGCUAAUAUCUUGCUUACAGAGGAUUUUGAACCUCAGAUUUGUGAUUUUGGGCUCGCAAAGUGGCUUCCUGAUCAAUGGACUCACCAUACCGUGUCAAACUUUGAAGGCACCUUUGGUUAUAUUGCUCCCGAAUACUUCAUGCAUGGCAUAGUCAAUGAGAAAACAGAUGUCUUUGCUCUUGGAGUACUUCUAUUGGAACUAAUCACAGGCCGCAAAGCGUUGGAUUGUUCCCGACAAAGCCUUGUGAUGUGGGCAAAGCCUUUGCUCGAUAAGAAUGAUAUGAGGGAGCUCAUCGAUCCUUCUCUUGAUGAUGUCUAUGAUCCACAGCAAAUGCACCAUGUCGCUUUGGCAGCUUCCUUGAGCAUACAACACUCCCCCCUAAUGCGGCCUAAUAUGGGUCAGAUUGUACAGCUUCUAAAAGGUGAAGGCAGCUUAGAGUCUAUAAAACUAAGCCAACGGCCACUUCUACAAAGGACCUACUCGGAGGAGCUCUUUGAUGCUAAUGAAUAUAAUUCAACAAGGUAUUUGAAUGAUCUUAAUCGACAUCGGCAGCUGGCGUUAGAUUUUUGAAACCAUCAAUGCAUCGAUGGUCCAUUGUUAGUGAACUAUAAACAGUAGGGGAGAUGCAAUGAUUCUUUUUUGUAGUUUGGAAAUCUGCUUCGCUCAUGUUUUGUAAAUAAGGCAAAGAAAUGGAUUUGGAUUAGCUCCCUGUUCUUGAUCAUUUCUGUUGGGGCUUGCAAAUUUUGCGGAAGAUUUACAGAUUUUAUUAAAUAUGCAUGUGUCGUGUGAAUGGACAGAAGUAUCAUGCAUAUCAGGAAUGAUUUUUGGAAAAUUGUUACCAUGUGGGUUGGCUCCAAAUAUGGAUUGACCAUUGAGUGGACCUCAUGGUUUAGCCAUGGUCUGAGGUUUGAUGGAUUGUCUGAACUGUCUGACUGGAGGAUUCGAUGGUUGAAUGUGUGCUUUGUAAUAGCCUGUUCAGAACUUGUUGGUAAUGAAGUGACAAUCAACCUCAA